Molecule: messenger RNA, 870 nt
Organism: Aspergillus viridinutans
Lineage: Eukaryota; Fungi; Ascomycota; Eurotiomycetes; Eurotiales; Aspergillaceae
Exons: 2
Coding region: 1-870 (289 amino acids)
Source: RefSeq, a predicted model, not a curated record
AUGGAGGGAAUUCUACGACCAUUUACUGAUCCGGCCAGUCGAGCUGCAGACAGAGCAUUUCCACUGGAUGGUACUGACGUCCAUUCCCUCUCUGAUGAGUCUCUUGCUACCCUACUUGACUCCGCCCCGGUCCUUCACGAUCUGGGCCAAACGACUGUGGUGCGACUAUCAAAAGACCUGGUUUUGAAAGGUGGCGGUAAUGUGCUUCCCUGUGAGGCAGAGGUCCUUAGAAUUGUUGCUUCAAAACCCGGCAUUCGGGCUCCACACGUCCAUCGCUCGUUCCAAUUCCCAGACGACACGAAAUACUUCAGCACCAUGGGAUAUAUUGUGAUGGAUUACGUUAACGGUCAACCUCUCGAUACCUGCUGGGAAGACCUCAGCGAUGAACGGAAGCUGGACGUUUCAAGACAAACCGCCCAAAUGAUACUCGAAAUGCAGUCUGUUAAACUACCGGAGCCAGGGCCAAUUGGCGGUGGACCAUGUCGCGGUCGAUUCUUCACUCAUUACAGUGCAGGUCCGUUCAAGAACAAGGCUGAGUUUGAAGGCUGGUUCAAUCAUAAGCUGGAAAUUUGUAAGAAGUUCAAUCAGGCUCCGCAAGAUAUCCCCGCCUUCAGGUUCACGGAGUUCGUCCUUACUCAUCAGGACAUCAGCCCUCGGAAUCUCAUUUUGGACCCAGAUGGACAAGUAUGGCUCGUGGACUGGGCAGAUGCCGGAGCCUAUCCUCCAGCAUUUGAAAGUGCAGCCUUGGCCUCCCAGAUGAGUUUUCCAGACUUUAAUGCCAUGGUGCUGUCAUGUCUACCACGGUACCCUGUGGAAGAAAGGCAAUUAGAUUCUAUCGGAUACGGUUUAUUAACAGCUGCGCUGGCUUGA